CGACAGCAGAACGUUUAAUGCCAGUUGUUAGGGAAGCUAGUUACCGCCAUGCCACUCUUAAUAAUUUUGCUCCUGACAGCGUUGGCGACGCUAACCGGAAAUGGGAACGCAACAGCUACCGACAAUAUCCACAAGCAAAAUCUGCUACGUUGCUGCUAUACAGAAUCUUAUCGCUGCAAGGACAACGCUACUUGGACACCUCCUCAGGGAUUUUCGCUCAUCGACGGCGUCCCACAGUGUGGCCCACGCUCCCUAUGGCCAGUCUUCCACCAGCCGAAAUCUCUGGACAGGUUGUAUCUUCUGCCGCAGGGCAUCCUACGACAUAUAGCCCUAAAUCACGCCGAGCAACAGGUCGAUCUAGAGGAAAAUGAAUAUGCUGGCGCCCUCUAUGUGGAUUACAAGCCUGGACAAUUCUGUCUAGACAGGGUGAUAAAUGAGGAAAAACGUCUACAAGUAAAUUAUGCUGUAAUAUGUGCACCCGAUGUGAAAGGAUCUCAAAUAAAUGGGACAACUCAUCUGUGGAGACACAUUUUGGAUCCUGCCGGUCAUGCCCUUAAUAUUGCUUGUCUCUUAAGUGUUGCUGUCAUCUACUUUGUGAUUCCUGCACUGCGUGAUCUUGUAGGAAAUAUACUGACAACAAUGGCAAUGUGCAUGUUAGCCUCACAGGCUGCAGAGCUUGUGGCAUCAGUAACCCGAUUUUCAGCACAUGUUUCAUUAGUUGCAGCAGAUAUUGUGGCAUAUGCUGCUCUCAUGGCUGCUGCCUUUUGGCUCAAUACAAUGGGGUAUUACAUCUGGAGAACUUUCAGGUCACGGAAUGUGUUCUUGCGUGUGACAGAUGGGAGAAAAUAUUGCUACUAUUCCACUUAUUCUUGGUGUUGCACAGCUGUAAUGACUGCAGUAGCAGUAUUUGCACAUUACAUUCUGGAAUCUGGACAAAGAAAACCGACUGACAGUUCUAUAGGAUGGCUCGGUGUGUCUGUAAUUUUCACAGCAGUUGGAUUCACCAUCCUAGUGAACAUUUACUUCUAUGUAACAACAGGUCAUGCAAUUAGCAGGAUGUCAACGUAUGGAAGAAUACAUCAUAAAAUGAAAUAUAGCUUUGAGAUGUUCGUCCAGCUAUUUCUGGUUCUCUGUAUCAGCUGGCUCUUCAAGGGCCUAUCACGCUUGCCAUAUGAUGCUCUAUUCUAUUGUUAUGUUGUGGUCAAUGCACUCCUGGGACCACUUGUUGUUUAUGUUGUGAUUUGCAACCAACACAGGGUAACAUCUCAGUUAAGAGCUUUAUGUUGCUGUCCUUGUUGUAAAGCAAGUGAAGUGGAUGACUCUCCUGAAUGGGGUGAAGAACUUACCCGUAUGACAGGAGUAGGUGGCAUGACUGUAACCCAGUGCUGACACUUCCUAACUCUAAGUUCUUUUUUUUUUUCUUUCCUUCUCCUGCAAAUGCUGUUAUUGGGACCAAUAAUGUACACAGUACUAAGUUGCAGAAAUGUAACUCGCAUGUAAUCUAGUCAUUUGUAAUUAAGAACUAAUUUUAUAUUUA
Molecule: messenger RNA, 1537 nt
Organism: Schistocerca americana (American grasshopper)
Lineage: Eukaryota; Metazoa; Arthropoda; Insecta; Orthoptera; Acrididae
Gene: mthl5
Product: probable G-protein coupled receptor Mth-like 5
Exons: 5
Coding region: 49-1389 (446 amino acids)
Source: RefSeq, a predicted model, not a curated record